UUUAAUAUCUUUCACACCACAAGUGUCCAACCAUCUUCAAUGGCAGCCAAUGCAGGAACUGGUUCACCUUGUGGUGCAUGCAAGUUUCUCCGAAGAAAAUGUACUGCUGAUUGCAUCUUUGCACCCUACUUCUGUUCGGAACAAGGCCCCGAUCGAUUUGCCGCAAUCCACAAGGUGUUUGGUGCAAGCAAUGUUUCAAAAUUGUUGCACCAUGUGGCUGCGGCCUACCGUUGCGAGGCCGUGGACACCAUUGCUUAUGAAGCUCAAGCUAGGAUCAAAGAUCCUGUUUAUGGCUGUGUUGCUCAUAUAUUUGCCUUACAACAACAGGUUGCAUGUUUACAAGCACAAUUGAUGCAAGUUAGAGCUCAAAUGGCACAAGGGUACAUGGAUUCAAGAAAUCUUGAUUGUCAACACUUUGAAGACAUGACUGGAGCGACAUCUUAUCAGAAUUACAUGAACUUCAACACCUCACAACAAAGUUUGAUGGAGUGGAUCGAUCACAGUAACGAAGUUACAUCAAGUCACGAGAUUCAAAGUAGAAACUAUCAAGAUAAUGAUGACCAUGUGCUCUUCAAGAAGAGAAUUUCUGAAAGUGAUUUGGGUGAGCUUCAUGAACUUGCGGUGAGAAUGAUGAGGAAUUGAUGUAGAUUAAACAUAGUUUGAUCUUGUGAUCAGAUAUUUAUGAUGUUAUGGAACAAAUAUGUAUGUAUAGAGAGCUUAAGUUAGAUAUGAAUUAGAAAAGACUAUAAACCAAGGGUCUUGAUAAGUUUCUUACAAUUGCUCAUGGUGAAAACCUAAUUUGAAAA
Messenger RNA from Helianthus annuus (common sunflower), 806 nucleotides. RefSeq names its product LOB domain-containing protein 16. The transcript has 2 exons. Gene Ontology annotation, biological process: positive regulation of DNA-templated transcription; hormone-mediated signaling pathway. Gene Ontology annotation, cellular component: nucleus. NCBI's taxonomy places the organism in Eukaryota, Viridiplantae, Streptophyta, Magnoliopsida, Asterales, Asteraceae. The record is from RefSeq and is a predicted model, not a curated record. Bases 40 to 642 code for a protein of 200 amino acids.